AUAUGUACGUAUUUGUUUACAGAAUUUUCAUAGUUUCAAAAAAUUUGCAGAAAAAAUUCACGAUGAUCUUGAUACUGUACUUGACUUUGCUCCUUGGUGCAAACUCAAUGGCACAAGAAAAAACUGAGGAAGAAGAACCCAUUGGCAUUAGAUUAUCGGCUACUGAAUGGUAUCCGAAUUCUUAUUCAUUAGAGGUCGCUGAACAGCUUAAGCAGUUUGAAGACAUCCGGUGCAAACUCGUAACAUCAGCUGUUAAGUCAGCCCUGUUUAUGAAGAGACUCGGUAAAACCCUGACCGAAGAUGAAAUGCAAAAAGCCUUGCGCAAUUUUGAAUCCUGCAAGGCAUCGUUGUGUCAAAAUACCGCCAUGUUGGAUCAAUUUAUGAAACCUGAAACAUUUCAAGAGCAAAUAGAUAUUUUAAUCGUACAAGUCAAAAUGCCAACAAUAUCGAAGGAAGAUAGAAGACAUCUUUUGAGAGGACUUGUCAAUGCAAAGUAUUGGAGCGAUGUUAACGGACCAUUUCCUGGAUAUGAAGUUGAAUCUAAAGUACAUCAGCAGGACAUGGUUCGCGGUAUCAUUGAAACUACUUGUGGAACGCAAUCAGAUGAUUUGGCCAACUACAUUCGACAAAAUGACAUCACCACAGUAUUUUUAUUUUCGUUGGUGGAUCGUUACACUUCUGGUACAGUCACUGAGCAAGACGCUAAGGACCUAAUCUACGGUGGAACUGACUUUGACAAAAACGACAUUUGGGGGAAAAUUGCUGAUCGAAUAUUUUCUGUGGAUUCAAACUUUGCAUCCACCUGCCUUGACCCGGCACUUGGAUUCUAUGAUGUUGAAAGACCAUCGGUGACAAGAAUUAGAAAAUUUGCCGAAGAUAUGAAUAUCUACUGUGAGAAACCAGAACCACCUGUUAUAUCAAAGUCAGAAGCGUUUGAAGAAGAAGAAAUAAUCAUGAGUGCCGGGCCGCCAUCAUCAAACAACCGCCCGUCGGGUAGCGCCCCAGGUUCACCAGGAUCAUCUGGUUCGUCCACUGGAGGGGCACCAGGAUCUCCCGGUUCUAGCGGUAGCAGUUGGAGACCCUAAAAUCAUUUUUUUUUUGUGUAUUACCGGUUUUUGAUCCAUCUAGUUUUAGACUUUCAAAUUAUUUUUCCUCGUGUAGUUUAGAUUAGCUAUAGUGAUAAUCAAAUGUGUUUAAUUUAAAAUCAAUUACAUUUUGGCACCAACUAAAGCAAAGUUGGAUGAGAAAUUUGAGUUUUUUUCAAUCAGACGCUCUGUAACUUUUUUAAAACAAAAAUUCUUAUAAAAAGCCACUGAGCCUAUCUAUAUUGUUUACGAUUGCCAAUGUAUUUAUCACUAUAUUCUGAUAAUUUGCAUUCAAAUUGCAUUGCAUGGUACGUUGCUGAACAACAUAUGGAGCCUGUAGCCACGGAAUUUUCUACCUAUUAGACGCAAGAGCAGAGUAAAAUUUGUAUAGCUCCAUUGUGCUAAAUUACAGAUGAAAACUUGACAUCCAACGUUCUUAUUCCUAAACUUUCAUAUUGACUUCAGCAAUUUUCAAUUUAUCUGCAGCACGUUUGAGCAAAACACAUUAUAUUGCUACGGCCGAAACCCUGACCAACAGAGUUUGAUUGUGGGGUAAAAAGAAAAUGAUAUUGCACACUUAACUGAAUAAAUUCGACUGGUUGUAGAACUGUACAUUUAGUGUUUUUUUUUUCACAAAAGCUGCGCAGAUUCCAGAUAAUUUCAAAGAAAUUAAGCGUUCAGGGAAGUUCAAAUUGGAAUAUAUAUCCAGCAAGCGGGCACACGCAAAUUCGGCGCAUAAUUUAAGAACCUAGGAGUCAAAACCGAUAUAUUGUAAUUGUAUAUAUUUAGCCUCACAGAUAUUUACACCCGUUAAAAUUACAUGGCUGCUAAUGCUAACGUUGUGCGUAACAAGGCAUGCUAGGACAAUUUUGUCAUUAUUUACUGUUAGCCUCCAACUGACCGUUUACCUAGUAUGAUGAUAGUUUUGGGUAAUAAUAGUAUUUUUCUAACAGUUUUUAAUUUUUUUUGUAAAUUUAACUGCAAUUCUUCACCGAAACAUAGCUGCGAGCGAUUUCUAAUUUUCUGAAAUGUUUUAUGCCUGCACGAUUGUGCAACGCGCUUCUAGAACAUG
Styela clava is the source of this 2157-nucleotide messenger RNA. RefSeq lists its product as uncharacterized. Lineage: Eukaryota; Metazoa; Chordata; Ascidiacea; Stolidobranchia; Styelidae. The record is from RefSeq and is a predicted model, not a curated record.